Messenger RNA from Cryphonectria parasitica EP155, 327 nucleotides. RefSeq lists its product as uncharacterized. Lineage: Eukaryota; Fungi; Ascomycota; Sordariomycetes; Diaporthales; Cryphonectriaceae. The annotation marks the transcript as partial. The record is from RefSeq and is a predicted model, not a curated record. The transcript has a single exon.
CCCCUAGCCGAGUCCCUCCUCCCCACCACCAUGGACUGCGAGUCCGCCUUCAACCAAGCCUUCUACUGCCAGUCCCUCGGCGGCCAGUGGAACAACAUCUACCGCUACGGCACCGUCCGCGCCUGCACCGAUCUCUGGGACGACCUCUGGUUCUGCAUGCGCGUAAAAGGCCAAGCCGCCGGCCCCGUCAAGGAGGAUCUGAUUCGCGAGCACUACCGCGCCAAGCUCCUCGCCCGGUACGGUCCGGGGAAGCCCAGCAGCGAGGACGUCUGGCGGGAGAGGACCGAGAGGGUCGCGCCCGGUGAGGCUUUCUCGGCUCCUGUGGAG